Fundulus heteroclitus (mummichog) is the source of this 2435-nucleotide messenger RNA. RefSeq names its product homeodomain-interacting protein kinase 2. The record is from RefSeq and is a predicted model, not a curated record. Gene Ontology annotation, biological process: peptidyl-serine phosphorylation; peptidyl-threonine phosphorylation. Gene Ontology annotation, molecular function: ATP binding; protein tyrosine kinase activity; protein serine/threonine kinase activity. The coding region runs from base 123 to 2327 and encodes 734 amino acids. The transcript has 16 exons. Gene Ontology annotation, cellular component: nucleus; cytoplasm. NCBI's taxonomy places the organism in Eukaryota, Metazoa, Chordata, Actinopteri, Cyprinodontiformes, Fundulidae.
CAGUCUCUGAAACUCAUCUCACUGAACGGCGAGAAAACAGCAGCAAAAGAGUUUAACUCCAUUAUCUAAUUUAAAAAAAAAAAGAAUAUAAACUUUUUACAGCACAGAGAAAGAAAUCAACAAUGUCCAACGAAGAAAUGACUACAUGCUACCAGAGACAAAAAAAAAAUAUUUCUUCAUCUGAAGCAGAAGAGAAAACCUCCUCAUCCUCCUCUGCUGAGGAUCAACCCCCCACAAUCAAGGGUGUCCUCUCCUCUCCCUCUUCUGACUACCUGAUUCUCUCUUUCCUGGGAGAGGGCACCUUCGGACAAGUAGUCAAGUGUAUAAAACAAGCCACAAACGAAACAGUGGCUGUAAAAAUGUUUAAGGAGAGAACCAUGACAAAUGAGGCCGUUAACGAGGUGAACAUGCUCGAGAAAAUUAGACAAUUUGAUCCGGACAGGUUUAACUUUGUCAGAUACAAUGAUACAUUUAUGUAUCAGCAGCAGAUGUGUAUUGAGUUUGAGAUGCUUCAAAUUAGUCUAUUUGAUUUUGUGCGCAAGAAACCACAUCGCUCUCUCACUGUGAAGGAAAUCCGUCCAAUCCUGCAUCAGGUUGCUAUAACACUAGAUAUACUACAAACCCAAGCCAUUGUACACACCGACCUAAAGCCAGACAACAUCAUGCUGGUGGACCAUGCAAAACAUCCCCUGAAGGUUAAAGUGAUUGACUUUGGCUUGGCCUGCCACGUCCCAGAACCAAAGCUCAGUUCAUACAUUCAAGCAUACGUUUACAGAGCUCCAGAGGUCAUUCUCGGGAUUCCUUUCACAUCAGCCGUUGACAUGUGGUCUCUCGGUUGCAUUGCCGCUGAGCUAUUCCUCGGCUCUCUGCUGUUUCCUGGAAGCUGUGAAUACAACAUGCUCCAACGGAUCAUUCAGACACGAGGACAAAUCCCACAGAGACUUUUAAAAAGAGCUGUGAAUACCAAGUUCUACUUCCGACAGAAGAGAACCAAAAGGAGGGGCCAUAAAUGCUGGUGGACACUGAAGACGCCCGAUGAGUACGGAGAAGACACUGAAGAGGAAAGACAGUAUCUUAACUCUUUGGAUGAUAUCCUGAAGAUUAGGCCCCCCUGUCAUCUGUCGGAUGAGGACACAAGAGCAGAACUCGAGGACCAAGAGGACUUUGUGGAGCUUUUGAAGCAGAUGCUCCAUAUAGAUGCAGACAAACGCAUCGGACCGAGCCAACUGCUUCAAGAUCCUUUUAUAACCAUGAAGUACCAAGCAGAGAACUACCCCACCAGCUUGUAUUUCAAAUCAUGUUGUGAAGCAAUGGAGGUCUGUCGGGAUCAGGAACCACACAGAUACACAGACGACAGUUCCCCUGCUUGGGAAAAUUACUGGGAGCACCCUCUUAUCUUAGACACUGCCUCAGCCUUGUCUACCAGUCUCCACAUCCAUGAAGACCAGAAAUCACCACAACCUGAGCAACUGACCACCUUAGCUAAUGACCUGCAGGAACCUAUGGUAAAUGAAGAUGCUUCUCGCAGAGGUGGCAGUGAACCUGUGAAAAAACGGAGCAGGUCCUCUUCUGGGGCUUUGCUUCAUCCUAAAAGAAGCCUGGAGAGCUUGUUACCAGCGAAGAAAAAAGCAAGAAUGGAAACAGAUUUUGUAACGGCCGAAACAGAAGUCCAAACUGACACUUCAUCCACUACGGUCUCAGUAAAACCUAUGAGAAAGAGGACCUGGGACACAUUUACAGCUCAACAUCCUAAUAGCAGAAGUUCAGACAGUGGUUCACCAAUAAGGAAGAAGAUUAGGAGGAAUCUAGAUCUCAGUGAUUCAAAGGAAGCUCCUUCUGAAGCCUUAUCUGAGGUCCCAGUCAGAUGUCAGAUGACGCGAAAGAGAAAGAGAAAUAUUGAUAAAGAUCAUGUUAGAAAUCGAAGUGAGAGCUGGUCUCCUGAGAUAAAGAGGAGAAAGAUAGAGCUUCACUGUGUGUCUCAGAAGGCUGCAGAACCUUUAACGAUGUCAAACAAGUCUCAGAAAAAAAGAAAGAGAAGUGAGGACAGAAACUCUCCUGAGAGAAAGAAGAGAAAGAGGAGUCUUUGUUGUGACUCCCAACAGGCUCAAUUUGAUGCCGAAUCAAUAAAUAUUCAAAAUGACUUCUGCAAAAAAAGCAGAAGAAAUAAGGACAUGGAUUCUCAGAGGAGAAAGCGGAGAAAGAUUGGUAGCAUUUCUCCUAACUCUGUGACAAUUUCCUCAACAACAAAACCACAAAACUCAGCAGCGGUUGCUCAAACUGUGAACAGAAAACACGACAACUGGAAAGGGAAGAGGAAAAGAAAAUGAUAUUUUUAUGUUAAUAUUAUUUUUAGUAGUAGCAGUAAUAUUAUUGAUGUUGUUGUUUUUGUUGUUGCGGUUCCAGAUAAAUUUGCCCCUUUGUUUGUAGAAGAUGUU